GAUGCUAAGCGCCUGCAAUCCAAACAACGCCUCAUGCCUCCCUGCCCUGCUCAUGCUACCAAGCAUCUCCCCCUGCUAUCCUAUUCAUUCUCGCCUUCUCUUACCUUCCAAUUGGCACAGUCCGACGACGGAACGUCUAAUGGAACUGCCCUAUGGCUCGGAGGGCAGGUCCUCUCUGUCUAUCUCGCUCGAGUUGUCCAUCCACGUCUCUUCCAGCCCGGUAUGAGGGUUAUCGAGCUAGGUAGCGGCAUUGGGCUCUCUGCUCUCGUCCUUAGCUCUCUCGGAUGGGCUGUCGUUGCCACUGAUCUUCCCACCAUAACAACCACCAUUCUUCCCCGAAAUAUCUCCACCAACGUACCUCUUCUGUCUUCAUCUUCAGGAGAAAUUUCUAUUCGCCAGCUUGAUUGGACCGUCCAGCCGAAUCAAUGGCAUGAUCCUCUCAUUACUUCAUCCUUUGACCUCAUCAUCACCGCUGACACCGUCUAUGCACCACAUCUCGUUCAACCUCUACUAAGAACUCUCCAUGCGCUAGCGUCUAGCUCCUCCUGCCCUCCUCCCAUCUUUCUUUGUCUCGAACGCCGCGAUCCGGCUCUCGUUGACCGUGUCUUAUCAGAAGCUCGUUCCCACUGGGGCUUCAAAACCGAGCAAGUUCCGUGCAGAAAGAUCUCCAAAGCGCUUGAUAAGAGUGGCCUCAAGUGGGCCAAAGAGGUCUGGGACGAUGUCGAAAUCUGGAAAUUCACUGUCAACAACAACACCUCUCUAAUUUCUCAUUUAAGCUCUGGACGACACCUAAAUGAUAUGUCUUCUUCGCAUCCAACGGUGCCUUUCACAUUCAAUCAACCCUUGACUUUUAUCAAGGCACUGGCCGACGCUUUAGCCCUAUAUGUGUCUCAUUUAUCGCGCUCCUCUGUCACGUUCUCGUGGCUGGUGCAUCAAUCAAGCACUUUCUCAUCGUACUUGCUUCAUCGCCCUCCCCCCCCAAGGCAAUCCUUUCUGGGAACACCAGCUAUGCGAUUCGAAAUCAAUGUCAAUGACUCUUCACAACACAUCAAAGGUACCAAUUCGCAUAAUAGUAUUAACGCAAAGUACCGAGCAACCAAUUGUCAUGCCCUGAAUUUUUCCAUUCAUAUAGCGGUAUUUCCCAACGGAACCGCGUUUACUAGUCUCCUUCAGUACUCCUCCCGUCUGCGAGGUCGUCUGUGCCUAGCAGUUGACAAAAUGUCACUGCUUUCGGAAUAUCAGCGUCCUGACGGCCUUCCGAGUCGAGGAAUUGGAUUGUUGAUAGGGUGCAUAUGGAGCCGUCAACCCCAACGAUUGCGAGACGUUUGGUUGCCGGUUAUCCAUUUUACAGAAGCGUCUCGGACCCCUUUAUGGGGUCCACGUCGCACCACAUGGGUUGAAUAUCCACAGGGAAGCGCUAAGACGUGGGGGAAGCUGUACGGAGGACGGAGAUGUUUUACGGGUCGCAUUUCGCAGAUGUCGAUCAUAAAGCAUUCGAAUGCAGUAUUCAGCGGUUCAAAGUCUAGCGGUUUCUCCGUCUCGCAUCGAAGUGCAAAUGUUCAGCCGUUUUCACAGCGCAUAUUGAUAUCUAGUCUUCGAAAUUGGGCCGCAAGCGCACCCAUCCAUCACGCUGGAACUAUUGACCGAAUGGGUAUAACCUGA
Molecule: messenger RNA, 1662 nt
Organism: Guyanagaster necrorhizus
Lineage: Eukaryota; Fungi; Basidiomycota; Agaricomycetes; Agaricales; Physalacriaceae
Exons: 8
Coding region: 34-1662 (542 amino acids)
Cellular component (GO): nucleus; cytoplasm
Source: RefSeq, a predicted model, not a curated record